This is a messenger RNA of Impatiens glandulifera, 2144 nucleotides long. Its product is annotated as transcriptional regulator ATRX homolog. Gene Ontology annotation, biological process: chromatin remodeling. Bases 550 to 1995 code for a protein of 481 amino acids. Gene Ontology annotation, cellular component: Ino80 complex. Lineage: Eukaryota; Viridiplantae; Streptophyta; Magnoliopsida; Ericales; Balsaminaceae. The record is from RefSeq and is a predicted model, not a curated record. The transcript is spliced from 7 exons.
AGAAGGAAGUGGGAAUGGAGUACACUAACCUGCGCACAUACUUUUCUUGCAGAGAGGAUGAUUUCCUAAACAAGAGGAAAAUAAAAGGAAGAUGAUGGAGGAAGAGAGAGAAAGUAUUGAAGGUGGUGGGUUUUACUGGACUGAGUCGGGUGACCGAGAUAACAAGCCUAAUCCAACUACAAUCUCACAGCCUUUCGCAAAAUUUCAUGUCGCCAAUAACAAAAAUAUGGAGAUCAUUAGGAUUCCGCUUCCCCCCUUUUAUCACUAUUAUCCCGCAGUUCUCUUCAUCUCUAACCCUAAUCCUUCUUCUUCUUUCUCAUUCAUUGCCCCCCUUCUCUCUCUACAUAUAUAUACACCUUUCCGCUCUCCGCCUCCUUCACAACCACCUCAAUAGUUUUCGCCCUUCUCUUCACCUCUCUCAAUUAUCCUUUGUAGUCAAGCCGAUACGAGACUCCUGACUUCUCCGAUUUCCAUUCCAAAGGGUAUCUGUUCUUGAAGUGGUUCAUUCAGCAUUUGCUUGUAUGACCUAUUGCAAGUGACCUUUCUUCAAUGGAAGUGUUUGGAAACCCUAGAUUAGAGACUUAUGGUGCCACCACGGUGAGAAAGAAGAGGAGCCUGAUUUCCAGAAGGCCUAGACUUGAUCAGUCACUUCCGUUCCUUGAAAGCCGUUCACCCUCAGAUGAUGCGAUCAGUGAUGGAAAUAGUAGCGAUGAUACCAUUGGGAGGAAGGAGAUCAAUCUUAAUCAAAAUGGUUUUGGUGAUCAUGCUAAACGUCACAGUGAAGGCGUACUUGCUCCUGCUAAUUGGAAAAGCUUAAGCAAGACUAAUCCAGGGCAGUCUGUUGGAAAUUUGGAUAUUGAUGGAAUUACUGACAGGGUUAAGAAGGUGAAACUAAAAGUUUGUGGUAUCUCAAGAACCAUUCAGUCGAAGUCCAUUGCAGAGGAUUUAACAGGUCAUGGCUCUUCUUCUGCAAGAUCCCGCCAGAAGUCGCUUUACCAGGAUGAUUCUAAUGGUCGCGGAGGGGACCAGUCAGACGAUCCUGUACGUAAGAGCAAGAGGGUGCCAAAGAGGCGUGUACUGGAUGGAGCAUUUGAGGAGGAAGAAGAAGAUGAUGAGAUAGGAUAUCUUGAAAAGCUCAAGAUUUCCAAGGCUGCUUUUGCAAAGAAGAGUUUGGAAGAAGACUCUUCUAGUAAGAAACUUCAUCCAAUUUCUAGGGUUUAUAAGAAUGGUAAAAAUGUUGAUGUAAAGAAGAAGGCAAGAUCUAACGACACAGAUUAUGAGGAUGAGAAAGAAGAAGAAGACGAUGAUCUGGCGAUCUCUGAUGGUAAGAAGGCGAGGAAACAAAAGAAGGAACAAACUGAGCUGAUAACUGAAAGUAAGAGGGAACCCGCCCUUACGACCCGCCAACGUGCCCUUUUAUCUUCGUCUGGCCCAACUAUAGAAUUCCCUAAUGGACUACCACCUGCCCCUUCGCGAAAGCAAAAGGAGAAACUUUCCGAAGUGGAGCAACAACUGAAGAAAGCUGAGGCUGCUAAAAAACGUAAAUUGCAAGUUGAAAAAGCAGCACGAGAGUCUGAGGCGGAGGCAAUUAAGAAAAUACUAGGUCAGGAUUCGAGUAGGAAGAAACGAGAAGAUAAAGUGAAGAAGCGUCAGGAAGAAUUGGCACAGGAAAAGGCUGCAAAUGCUUUGAAGCAUGCUUCGAGCACUGUUAGAUGGGUCAUCGGGCCGAAUGGGACAACAGUCACCUUCCCCGAGGAAAUGGGUCUGCCUAGUUUAUUUGAUCCGAAACCUAAAGGAUAUCCUCCUCCAAGAGAAACCUGUGCUGGACCAUCUUGCAGCAACCCUUAUAAGUAUCGACAUUCCAAAUCGAAGCUUCCUCUGUGCAGUCUGAAAUGCUACAAGGCAGUUGAUUCAAUAGAAACAAAAGUUGAAGAAGAUGAUGGAAAGGACAAACUUGCAGCAGAAACAGCAGAAGCCAAUCAGCCAGGGAUUUGAUUUGAACUGAAUUGAAUUGAUUUUUACAGAGAAGGGAAAUAGACUAAAGGGAGAAACUAUUAGCAUAUUUGAAAACUGUUGAUAAUAUAGAGAUAUUUGCAUAUUUUUAUUUUAGAUUUUAAACUUUUUUAUGAAAUUAUAUUAUUCUA